Molecule: messenger RNA, 764 nt
Organism: Neodiprion fabricii
Lineage: Eukaryota; Metazoa; Arthropoda; Insecta; Hymenoptera; Diprionidae
Product: cuticle protein 19-like
Exons: 2
Coding region: 122-535 (137 amino acids)
Cellular component (GO): extracellular matrix
Source: RefSeq, a predicted model, not a curated record
CGCACCUAUAUAAACUACGCUCCUAUCCGACAUGAUCGUCACAAUUCAUUAAGUCGCUACACAGCAGUAUCAUACGUUUAAUCGACAGUGAUAAUUCGGUGAUAUUGUAGAACCCGAGAACAUGACGUCCAAGAUGAUCCUUAUUGCGGCUGUGGCGAUAAUAGGAACGCUUAUGGCGGUGGAUGACGCAUCGUGUCACAAGGCGCAUUCGCACCAGCAUUUCCACGGUCCCGUGGUAGGACCGCACCAUGAAGUAUCAUGGAAGGGAAAGCACGGUCACCAUCACGUCGACUACGUCGCCCACCCGAAAUAUGAUUUCGGAUACGGAGUCGAGGACCACCACACGAAGGAUUUCCACAGCCAAAAGGAGCACCGAGACGGAAAGAACGUCGCUGGUGAAUAUUCCCUCCACGAGCCGGGCGGCAACGUGAGAACGGUAAAAUACCACGCCGACAAGAGUGGAUUCCACGCUGUGGUCCACAACAGUAAUGGAAACGAUCACUCCGGUGGCGGACACGGUCACCAUCACCACUAAGUAUUCCAAACUAAAAGAAAAUCAAGACGGCGAUGAGCCGAAUCGCAUCGUCGUCAAUUAACUCACGCUGUCCAAUGAUCGUACGAUAAUUAUUGCGAUGUAAAUAUACCCGCGUUGUUGAUUGUUUUUGCUCUUUUACUCUGUAUAUAAAUCGUUGUUAUUGUACAAUUGUACCAUCGAGAUCAGUAGACGACUGAUCAAUAAAUUGUUACCGUUUUUUCUUCUCUGA